AUGGAGGGCUACCUGGGCACAGUGCAGCCCGCCGCCCCCAACAGCACCCUCGCAGGUCUGAGCGCGGUGAACCUACUGGAUGCAGCGGCCCUGGCGAACCACACACGAGCCCUGCAGGAGCACCAGCAGUAUGUCGUGGGACUCUUCCUCUCCUGCCUCUACACCAUCUUCCUCUUCCCCAUCGGCUUUGUGGGCAACAUCCUGAUCCUGGUGGUGAACAUCAGCUUCCGUGAGAAGAUGACCAUCCCCGACCUGUACUUCAUCAACCUGGCCGCAGCAGACCUCAUCCUGGUGGCCGACUCGCUCAUCGAGGUGUUCAACCUGGACGAGCAGUACUACGACAUCACGGUGCUCUGCACCUUCAUGUCACUCUUCCUGCAGAUCAACAUGUACAGUAGCAUCUUCUUCCUCACCUGGAUGAGCUUCGACCGCUACGUCGCCCUGGCCCGGGCCAUGCGCGCCAGCCUCUUCCGCACCAAGCAGCAUGCCCGCCUCAGCUGCGGCCUCAUCUGGCUGGCCUCGGCCUCGGCCACACUGGUGCCCUUCACGGCUGUGCACUUGCAGCACACCAAAGAUGCCUGCUUCUGCUUCGCCGAUGUGCGGGAGGUGCAGUGGCUGGAGGUCAUUCUGGGCUUCAUCCUGCCCCUGGCUGUCAUUGGACUGUGCUACUCACUCAUCGCCCGGGUGCUGGUGGGCGCGCACCGGCACCGAGGCCUGCGGCCCCGGCGGCAGAAGGCACUGCGCAUGAUCUUUGCUGUGGUCCUCGUAUUCUUCAUCUGCUGGCUGCCUGAAAACGUCUUCAUCAGCGUGCACCUGCUGCAACGCCCCCAGCCGGGGGUGUCCUACUGCAAGCAGUCUUUCCGUCACGCCUACCCCCUGACAGGCCACAUCGUCAACCUUGCAGCCUUCUCCAACAGUUGCCUGAACCCUCUCAUUUACAGUUUUCUUGGGGAGACCUUCAGGGACAAGCUGCGGCUGUACAUCGAGCAGAAGACAAACAUGUUGGCACUAAACCGCUUCUGCCAUGCCGCCCUGAAGUCAGUGAUCCCAGACAGCACGGAGCCUUCAGACGUGAAGUUCAGCAGUGCAGUGUGA
Molecule: messenger RNA, 1095 nt
Organism: Chrysochloris asiatica (Cape golden mole)
Lineage: Eukaryota; Metazoa; Chordata; Mammalia; Afrosoricida; Chrysochloridae
Gene: GPER1
Product: G protein-coupled estrogen receptor 1
Exons: 1
Coding region: 1-1095 (364 amino acids)
Biological process (GO): G protein-coupled receptor signaling pathway
Cellular component (GO): membrane
Molecular function (GO): G protein-coupled receptor activity
Source: RefSeq, a predicted model, not a curated record